UUAUCAAUAUCUGAUCCGCUAAUAAUUUGAACGAAAAAAAUUCUGGUCUUUCAAAAUAUAAUUCGCAAGCUCAAUUUUACAAAAAAAGCUUGAAAUUCUCAAAUUUGUAUCCGCAAUCAUAUUUUCGUAUAUAGAACCCAAAAAAUAACCGUUUAUUUGAUGGUGGUUUUUGGGUUCCAAACAAAAAAAAACCAAAUUCUACUAAAAUUAAAUUUCAUAACAUCAACACUAUACCUCUACUUUCUUUGGUUCGUUGUUGUUGUUAUUGCUGCUGCUGAUUCGUUCGGUCCUUACAAUCAAUUUUUUUGAGUAAGUUUUGUAUUGGCAGCCUAAAGAUCUAUCGGAACCAAAAAAAAACCCAAAACAUCUAGCACGAAAAAUAUAUAGAAUGCCACCAAAACCCGUACGUAAUUAUUCUGUUGGCGAUCUUGUAUUUGCCAAAAUUAAAGGCUAUCCACCUUGGCCGGCUCGGAUUGAAAAAGAUUUUCCUAUCGGUUUUAAACCACAUCCUGGACGUUAUCCCGUAUUCUUUUUCGGUACCUAUGAGCUUGCUGUAUUAUCGUCAAAAGAUAUCUAUCCAUAUCAUCAAUAUAAACAUCAAUUAGGCAUUCCACGUAAGAUGAAAAAUUUUAAUGAAGGACUUGAAGAAAUUGAAAAACAUCCAAAUUUAACAAUGGAUUCGGAAGAAAUGUUACGUUUACGUGAUGAACGUGAAUUAUCUGGCCAUAAUAAUAAUUAUAAUGAUGAUGAUGAUGAUGAAAGUGAUGUUUCAUUUAAAAAAUCUGAUGACGAUGACGAAGAUUCGGCAAGUUUCGAUGAUAAUAAAAGUGUUUCUGAUCAUGAUGAACAAGACGAUAAUCAUAGAUCUUCAAAAUCGAAAAAGAAUGGUACCAAAAAUCGAUCAACAUCGAAUCGACAGAAGAAAAAUGUUCACAGUGAUGAUGAUGAUUCCAAUGAUGAUGAUGAUGAUAAAAACAAUGUAAAGAAUUCGAACAAAAAAAAGAUUGUUAAAAAACGUAAAAUAAUUAAACAAUCUGAUAGUGAAGUAGAAAUUUCCGAUAUCAAUGAUGAUGAUGAUGCUGACAACAACAACAAUAGCGAUGAUAUUUUAGAAUCACCAAAAGAUCAUAAGAAAAAGAAAAAUAAACGAUUAAAAAUUUCAUCAUCAUCUUCAGCAGCAGCAUCUUCACUGUCUUCAUCGUCCGAUAUCGAAGAUUCAAAAUCACCGACGACCAAAAAAAGACGACGACGUGUCAUUCAAGAUGAUGAUGAUAGUGAUUCGAAAGAUUCAAAAAAAUCAAAAGAAAACAACAACAGCAAUAAUGAUUACAACAAUGAUGAUGAUGAAAUAUCGAAAAAAUCAACAACAACAACAAAAACCGAAACAAUUGAAGAUGUAAUGAAAUUGAAACAAAAAUUACAGGAUGAAAAAUUGGCACAAAAAUUGGAAGAAAAAGAACGUGAAAAGGAACGAAGAAAACGUGAAAAAAUGGAACGUAAACGUUUGGAACGAUUACAGCAGGCAAAAAAUCGUAACCACCAACAACAACAAGAAGAUUCAAAUCAAAGGAUCAAUGAAUGGUUAGCAACGAUCGAUUCGAAUAUUAAGCUUAGUCUAUCGAAAACGAAUGCAAAUAUCGAUAAAUGUUUGGAAACAAUGGACAGUAUUGAUGAUGUAAAAAUGAAGAUAACAUCGAAAAAUGUUUCAAAUUUCGGUGACAAUCUUAAAGAAUUGAUUUCAACAUUGAAAAAAUGUCGUAAAUAUAAAACUGAUACACGUGUACGAGAAAAAGCUGAUCAUUUCCUUAAUAAAAUGAAAGAAUUGUUCAGUUCAUCCGAAUCUCAGAGCACACAAGAUCGAAAAAUGGAUUCAAAAACGAAUGAUCCAAUACCAGCAGCAGCUACAACUACCAUCGAUGAACAACAAAAAUCACCCGAACAACAACGUGAUGAUGAAACAUUGAAACCAUCAUCGGAAAACGAAAUCGAAAACAACAACAGUAAACUGACAACGACAAUUGAACAGCUUGAAUCAAAACUACAAUCGACAAUUACCGAAAUGGAAAGUUGAAUUGAACAAACAAUCAAUAAACAUUGAUUUGAUUUAUCAUCAUCAUAGUAUAGAAUCACAUUAUAUCUCAUUCAUCAUUUUGUAUUAUAUAAUUAUAAUUG
This is a messenger RNA of Dermatophagoides pteronyssinus (European house dust mite), 2172 nucleotides long. RefSeq lists its product as uncharacterized. The record is from RefSeq and is a predicted model, not a curated record. Lineage: Eukaryota; Metazoa; Arthropoda; Arachnida; Sarcoptiformes; Pyroglyphidae.